This is a messenger RNA of Cadophora gregata, 2281 nucleotides long. RefSeq lists its product as uncharacterized. The coding region runs from base 1144 to 2202 and encodes 352 amino acids. The transcript has 11 exons. The record is from RefSeq and is a predicted model, not a curated record. NCBI's taxonomy places the organism in Eukaryota, Fungi, Ascomycota, Leotiomycetes, Helotiales, Ploettnerulaceae.
UGUCAACAGUUCUGCGAUUCAACAGAUACAGUCAUUAGAGAGCCUCACUCUAUGCACGAGUUCCAAGUCAGACGUCGCAAUUACCUACUGCACAAAUUUCCGUACCUUUGGGGUUUUCUUGGCAUAAACUCAGUGGAACCCGCAUGAUGGCAAGCACCUGAAAGAGACUCAUGUCGGACGGAUUGCUCCCAGCUAUCCUAUCUGGUCUUUCCGCGGCUUGACCUCCUUUCCUCGUCGCUCUUUUCCUCCUUUCAAAUUUUCAAAACAGCUGUAUCAAGCAAUCAUGUUUCCUUCCUUAUCGCCAAAAAUAGGCAUUUGUGAUUCUGAAGAAGAUCAAUCAUGUGCUGAGACAGAGCAGCAGAUCGCCCAAUCGAAUAAGCUUUCAACAUCACCAUUUCCCAGUUCUUGGAACUCCCGUGCGUGCAUGAAAGGAUUCAAAACUGGUGUGGACUCUGGAGCCGAGUUUGUUUGAGCUUCUGUUUGGUCGAGGACCCCUUGUCCACUCCCGCAUGGGGAUCCUCCACCCAAAGCGAAGAGCCUCACCCACUUCCAAGGUGCAUCACAGCAGAUCAUUACAAUUCGCUGAAAAUCCUCCGUUUCGAAGUACCGCCCAGCCUGGAACGUUUAGUGCUUCUCCAUCCUGGAUCGCUCUACCGGGUCAACCCCUUUCCCUCGAUGGAGCCUCAUCGGAGGCCAAGGGAUGUCACUGACACGAUCGCUCGAUCAACUUCUUACCAAGCUCUCUCACAGACCCUGCUCUAGAAUAUUGUCCGAUCAUUCAUGCUCUAUUCUCCGCUGUUAUUCGUCUGGUAGUUUGACAACAGAUAUCGGAGAAAGUAUAUUUCUUAUUUCAGAUGUAGAUCAGACGAGUCUGGACUAGAUUGGUUGAUAUCACGGAUUCUCUUCGUUUCAUCAGUCUUUGCACAGCGAGGCUUGGGCUUGCGUAAUUGAGAAGAUUAUCUUGGCUAUAAGACUCCAAGACUCUCCACAAUGGGUAUCUUCCUUCCCAUCCCCUUAACCCUUCAUUACUACUUGCAGGCCAUUUGUAUAUUUCAAAGAGCUGUGCUCACUAUCCUUUACAUUACAUAACAUAUUCCACCUGCUGGACGCUGCCAUUAUCAUUUCUAUUUUCCAAACACAAUCAUGAAGAAUUUCGGCUCCAUUCUCACAUUCAUUGCCAUUUCGGCUUCUAUUGUUUCUGCUCGUGUUUUGCCUGAGAAUAGCAAUCAGAUCGAGGCCAGGACAUCGUACGACUAUGUAAAUGAUAUCAUCGCUCGCUCGCCAGAGAAGAACAAGGCAAAGGAAACCGCCACCGCCACUGAAGAUGCUGCUCUCGCUGAGGGAGGAGCAGCAAAGAAGGGAAAGGGAGAAGGAGCAAAUCUCGCUUCAAACGCCAAAAAUGCUACGGCUCCCGCUACAGGGAAGAAAGGGAAGGGGGCAGAAGCCGCUGAUCUAGAUGCCGAUGGCGCAGGUGCGGCGGUUGAACAGAAAGGGAAGGGAGCCAAAGGUGCCGGUGCCGGUGCCGGUGCCGGUGCCGGUGCCAAAGGGGCUGGUGCCAUAAACAAUGCUAAAAAUGGUACCGAGGCGGCGACUAGAAAGAAAGGAAAGGGUGCUCAAGGUCCCGGUGCCCAAGGUCCCGGUGCCCAAGGUGCUGGUGCCAAAGGGGCCGGUGCCAAAGGGGCUGGUGCCAUAAACAAUGCUAAAAAUGGUACCGAGGCGGCGACUGGAAAGAAAGGAAAGGCAUCCGCAGCAGGCGGCCAGUCAGCCCAAAAGGCAGAUCUCACGCAAGACGAGCAACUCGCCAGCAUCGUCAAGGGUCUUACAGGAAUAGACUUGUCUUCCAUCGGUCUCAGAGAUCUUCCUGUUCUUGAGACAAGAAAGAAGAAGAACGGGACUGCGACAGCUGGUGCUGGUACAGCACAAGCAAGUGGAAAAGCAGCCACGAAAGCAGAUAAAAAAGCAGCAAAGGCAGCUGCCAAAGCCGCGAAGGCGUCCGCCGCCGCUUCUGCUAACAAUGAGGAUGGUGCUGGUGCUGGAGCUGCUGAUGUCGCCGCCGGAGGCUCAACUGGAGCUAAAAACGCCACCGAGCCUGCUGCAGGUGGAAAAGCCAACAAAGCUGGAAAGGCUGGAAAAGCCGGCAAAGCCGCAGCACCCGUUGCAGUAGGAGUUGGUGCCGCUGACGCCGCGACCAAUUGCACGUAAAUUUUUAUCCUUUCGACUCUUUUCUAUGGUGAUGGAUUGGGCUUGAUAGAUAGAUGGACUUGGUCGAAAGGCUGGACUG